Messenger RNA from Paramecium sonneborni, 730 nucleotides. NCBI's taxonomy places the organism in Eukaryota, Ciliophora, Oligohymenophorea, Peniculida, Parameciidae. The record is from the annotation of a GenBank genome assembly.
AGUAGAUUGGAAUCGGGUGUCUGAAAUAUAAAAUUUGAAGAUGAGCCAAUGAAACAAUUAAAUAUGAGAAAUAAGUUCCAUAUUCUACCUAUUUUUAUAAGUAGGCAUAAUAAAUGAAUAUUAAGUGUAUUUAUAUUUCCAAAAAGUGAAAGCAUGAUAUUUAUUUUAUCCUUAAAAAGGUAGAAUUCAUAUAAAGUUGAAACAGAUAUUCAAUUUAGAGAGUAAUGAUUAUUAAUUAGAUUUUUACUAUAACAAUUCUAAGAUUACAGAGAUGUUCUUGAUUUUUAAAACAUUUUGGUUUUGAAGUGGACAAGAAUGAUUUACGAGAGGGUAACUCUUAUUUAGAUUUAGAUAGAGAUUGGGCUCUGAAUUUUUAAGAAUUUACAGAAAAUCCAUCUUCUUUGAAAAAAUUCAGAAAUAAAAUGACUAAGAUGCAGAAUACACUAUAAUUGAAUGCUAUAGAAAUUGUGUAUAUUCCAUUAAGUGUGGGGACAAUGUUAACUUAUUUAUCAUAUAUGAUAAGAAGUGAGAAACAUAAAGAUUUAUAUGAAAAAGGGAAUUAGGAAACAGAUAAGAUAUAUUAAACAUUUGUAAUAUAAUAGUAACUCAAGUGUGAAAGUCAGUAGCAGAUGAUGCUUAUGAUUUGUAUAUAAAAGCAUAAUACAAAUUAAUGAAUGCAAUAAUAAAAUCGAAUUCAUCUUUACAUCAAUUAGACAUAAAAUAAUAGCGA